GAUGGACGGGCUGUGAGAUAUAGAUGAACAGAACCCUAUCCUAGACGUUAGCACCACAAAGAGGUGUUCUGCUCAACCAGUCAACGAUGCCAGAAACCCAACAAUGCGCCCUUACACUCGAUCCCUCGGCCUCGUAGCAUGUCUGCUCGCAGACACGGUAUGCGGCAAGUUCGGCAUCACCACCAAAGGCAACUCUUACAGCGUUGAUACCGAUGGAGGCCUGGUCUUUGAUGUCGACAGAAACAAUGGCGACAUCACCAGCCUACAGUACAACGGCGUGCAGUACCAAGGCACCCGCAAAAUGUCGGCCAUCAACUCCGGUCUCGGCGCCUCAAAGGUCACCGCCGAGAUGGUGAACGGACUCGUCAAGAUCACUGUCGCCGCAAGAUCCCUGCCUGUGACGCAUUAUUAUGUUGCCCGACCAAGCGACCCGACGGUUUACAUGGCCACGUACAUCACCGGUGAGGUCGACCCUGGCGAGCUGCGGUGGCUUGCCCGUCUGCGGCGGUCUGCUGUGCCCAACGGCUGGCAUGGUGAUGUAGGAGUGCUGGAUGGCUGCACUGCGUUUGAGGGGAAGGAUACCUUCAAAUGUCCGAAUGGGCAGACGAGGUGUAAGAUGUAUACCUCGGAUCGGUUUAUUGAUGAUCAAGUGCAUGGUGUUACGGGGAAUAAUGUCGGGAUAUGGAUGAUCAUGCCAGGCACAGCGUACGAGACUUCGUCCGGCGGUCCCUUCAUGCGCGACAUCAACACGCAGAGCGGUGACGACCAGGAGCUGUACUGGUACAUGAACAGCGGACACGUACGAACGGAGCCGUGGAGGUUUGGGCUCAUGGGGCCUUAUGCAAUGACUUUCACCACCGGCUCCAAACCCUCCGCCGAUCUCAACACAACCUUCUUCUCGUCCCUCUCAAUCCAGGGCUACGUCCCUCCCAGCCAGCGCGGAACCGUAUCCGGAGUCGCAUCCGGCGUCGCCCCCGGCUUCCAAGCCAUCCUCCACUGGCACAACACCGCAGCUCAAUACUGGACCCAAGCCUCCCCUGACGGCACUUACACCUCCCCGCUAAUGAAGCCCGGAACGUACACCAUGAAGCUCUACCGCAACGAGUUCCUCAUCGCCCAGGACACGGUCACCAUCAAAUCCGGCACACAGACCACCAAGAACAUCACUUCAACGGAGGUGCAGCCGGAAGUGAUUUGGCGGAUCGGUGAAUUUGACGGCCAGCCGUUUGAGCUCAAGAACGGAGACAAGAUUGAACGAAUGCAUCCGUCUGACGUGCGUAUGGGGUCGUGGGGUGGGAAUUAUACCGUGGGGAAAUCAACGGCGAAGGAGUUUCCUAUGGCGUUGUUUGCUAAGCAGGGGGGCGUUGCUACGGUGACCCUUGAUUUGGCUGCAAAUCAGGCGGCGGUUGAGACGGUGCUGAGGAUAGGGACGACGCUGUCGUUUAAGGGUGGGAGGCCGUCGGUGAAGGUGAAUAACUGGCAGGGGAAGGACCCUGGUGCACCGAAACUGAUCGACUCCCGUGGUGUCACUCGCGGGGCCUACCGUGGCUACGGCGAGAUCUAUACCUGGAAAGUUCCUGCCGGCACGCUCAAGGCAGGCACAAACACACUGACCAUCGGGGUCCAUGGCUCGGGGGAUGCGGCGUUUCUGAGUGCCAAUUACAUUGUCGAUGCUAUAGAACUUCAGGGUCCAGCGGGGAAGGAUAGCCCUCGUUGAUGGCCCUGGACUCAUGAGGGCCAGACCCGACUACGUCCCCUUGUAGGUAUCCGUAGAUAGGUAGCUAGGCACUGAUAAUAGUCCGAGCAAGCGCAG
Molecule: messenger RNA, 1813 nt
Organism: Canariomyces notabilis
Lineage: Eukaryota; Fungi; Ascomycota; Sordariomycetes; Sordariales; Chaetomiaceae
Product: polysaccharide lyase family 4 protein
Exons: 5
Coding region: 104-1717 (537 amino acids)
Biological process (GO): pectin catabolic process
Molecular function (GO): carbon-oxygen lyase activity, acting on polysaccharides; carbohydrate binding
Source: RefSeq, a predicted model, not a curated record